GUGGAGAGGCGAAGGCGGCGGCGGCGCGCGGCAGAGAUGCGGGGGCCGUGGUGCGCGCUGCUGUGCUGCUGCUGGCUGUGGCUGCCGGCCGCGGGGGCGGGCGGGGGCGGCGGGGGCCGCGUGCUGGCCGGCGAGCCGGUCGACAUCUCCGAGUUCCCGUGGCAGGUGUCCGUGGAGUACGUGGGCGCGCACCGCUGCGGCGGCUCCGUCGUCAGCGCCGCCUGGGUGAUGACGAACGCAUGGUGCGUCGUGGGCGGCGAGCCCCUGUACUACCUGCUGCGCGUCGGCUCCUCGACCCGAGGCAGCGGCGGAGACACCUACAACGCCAGCCGGCUGCUCUGGCACCCGGACUUCGACAACGCCAUCUCCGACAAAGACAUCGGCUUCUUCGAGGUCUCGGUUGCCAUCUCGUUCAGUGACAACGUUCAGCCGGUGGCGCUGGCGGAGGAGGAGCCGUUGGCGGGCAGCCAGGUGACGGUGUCGGGCUGGGGCAGCGUCGACGCGGGCCAGGAGUACCCGCUGCAGCUGCACGCCGUCAACACGACCGUGCUGGACCGCGACGCGUGCAACGCCACGUUCCAGGGCCAGCUCAUCACCGACGACAAGAUCUGCACGGCCGGGCCCGACGGCGGGCUCGACUACUGCAACGGCGACUACGGCGGCCCGCUGGUCGCCGGCGGCACGCAGUACGGCGUCGUCUCCUGGGGCUACGGCUGCUACUACCCGCAGUACCCGGGCGUCUACACCAACGUCGCCUCGCUGCGCUCCUGGAUCAACGGCACCGUCGGCGUCUAGCCCGAUCUCCUCUUCCCGCCUUUCCGCGUUCACAAAUUUACCUCGCCUUUCCAAACGCGUGCACGUACGCGGAUGUCGGCGAGUACAGUUUACGACGUAUUAGUUCGACUGUAUCUAAAUGUUUUACUGUACUUUUUAAAAUUCCUCCGCCGGUCAACACUCGUAGCGAAAUAAAAGAAACGCAGCGUUUUUCCUCAGAGAUAUAUUUAUCGAGAGGGCGCAGCCACUGUGGAGUCUGCGAGUGGCACAGUUAGAGUAGGUUCUCUGAGAAACGAAAAGAAGAUGUAUAUCGCGUGUCACCACAUUAGCAAUAAACUAAUGUAAUAUAUGUGUCUCAUGUAUAAUUCUGCAGUCUGGAAGUUAUUAAAUAUCUACAAUUCACGAAAGUGAAGUGAGUCAUUUAGUGUCAUUUAGUGUUACGUUCUUACUCGACACCAGAGAUCAGGGACUUACCAAAACGGUAACUCACUAAAUUUCGUCGAGUACCUCUCGUAAUCAAGAAGGGCUUUUAUCGUACUAUAGUUUUUGUGGGACCAAUAUUUUUAAACGCGGAGAAUUCGGCAAACAAACGCACUUGUUGGUUGUUGUUUACAGGAAGGUUUGCAUCAUAUUCAGUGUUACAUAAAAACGACUAAGUGGAUCCUUGGAAAUUCGAAGUAAAAAAUUUUGGAAUCAGAGGAUAUUGAGAUAUCCACAAAUUAACGCUUACAACGUCUACCACGGUUAAAUAGAUACGUUAACGUCAUUUAAUUCUUAUUUCUGUAAAAUGCAACACUCGCCAAAAUGCUGCUUAUAAUGCAGAAUUGUCUACCAUACACUAAAGCAUAACUGUUUCGAAUUAUGCAACGAGUUUCGCCUUUAUAAUGUAUGUAAUGAACUGUAAUUUAAAGAGUAAAUAAUUUCACGUUUC
Molecule: messenger RNA, 1705 nt
Organism: Schistocerca gregaria
Lineage: Eukaryota; Metazoa; Arthropoda; Insecta; Orthoptera; Acrididae
Product: trypsin-7-like
Exons: 2
Coding region: 37-795 (252 amino acids)
Biological process (GO): proteolysis
Molecular function (GO): serine-type endopeptidase activity
Source: RefSeq, a predicted model, not a curated record